This is a messenger RNA of Procambarus clarkii (red swamp crayfish), 594 nucleotides long. The record is from RefSeq and is a predicted model, not a curated record. Lineage: Eukaryota; Metazoa; Arthropoda; Malacostraca; Decapoda; Cambaridae.
AUGUCAACAACAUUGGCAGAUGAAGAAGCAUACAAUUCUGUUUUACCAAGCAAGCAGAGACCAGAGGCGCCUAGACCAAGCAAGCAGAGACCAGAGGCGCCUAGACCAAGCAAGCAGAGGCCAGAGGCGCCUAGACCAAGCCAGCAAAGACCAGAGGCGCCUAGACCAAGCCAGCAGAGACCAGAGGCGCCUAGACCAAGCAAGCAGAGACCAGAGGCGCCUAGACCAAGCAAGCAGAGACCAGAGGCGCCUAGACCAAGCAAGCAGAGACCAGAGGCGCCUAGACCAAGCCAGCAGAGACCAGAGGCGCCUAGACGAAGCAAGCAGAGACCAGAGGCGCCUAGACCAAGCAAGCAGAGACCAGAGGCGCCUAGACCAAGCAAGCAGAGACCAGAGGCGCCUAGACCAAGCAAGCAGAGACCAGAGGCGCCUAGACCAAGCAAGCAGAGACCAGAGGCGCCUAGACCAAGCAAGCAGAGACCAGAGGCGCCUAGACGAAGCAAGCAGAGACCAGAGGCGCCUAGACCAAGCAAGCAGAGACCAGAGGCGCCUAGACCAAGCCAGCAGAGACCAGAGGCGCCUAGACCAAGCUGA